AAAAUGGAGGUAGACGAAAACGCAACGGAGAGGUGUCGCUGGCUUAGAGUCAACUGGAAAUGGGGGAAAAUUGGGAACACAGACGUCGGUAUAUUCCUGCGCUUCAACCCAGUGGUAACGUUUAUCUCCGCCGGCAUCAUCUGGGGUUUCGUUAUCUGGUGCGCAGUGCAAGCCGAUGUAGCCAACAAAGAGAUGGGCAGUUGGAUGCUGUGGAUUACAGAGGUUUUCACGUGGAUGUACAUUGGUACCCAAGAUGUCUGGGCAGUUUUUAUCGUUGUGCUGUACUUUUCCAAGUAUGGAAAGAUGAAACUUGGAAAACCUGACGACAAACCGGAGUUCAAUGAUCUGACGUACUUUACCAUGCUUUUCGCCGCCGGAGUCGGUAUUGGUCUCUUCUACUUCGGAGUAGGUGAGUCAUUUUGACAGCGGUUUUCUCUCACAAACAUGCGAUUAAUAUUUAACUACGAACACAGCUGAACACGAUGGCAUUAAGACUUUUUCUUCAUCACAAGCAGAGUGCGUACUCACUCGCUCAGUAUAAAUUUCUGCCGCAGGUCAUUUACAAAGGGCUGUGACAAACCUCACCUAGAACCACUGGCAUAAAAAUCUUGUGAAGGAACUUACUUUAUUUCAGUUAAGCUUCAGAUUUGAAAUUGUAACGCAAAAGCCAGAAAGGUAUACAAAUAUUUAAUCAGAAACAUUGUAUAACUCUGUAACUCUGUGUAAGUUUAUAGACCUCCGGAUGCUGCAAACUCCUCGUGGCCCCGCAGGCAAAUGGACCAACGAUCGACAAACUUCGCCCAAUAUCAACAUGUUUUGUUGGCAAUGACGCAGCAAAACAAAACUGAUGCGAAUGACUGUAUUUUACACAAACAAAAUAAGAUCUAAAGAAAGAUAUAACAGAGCUAAAGAAAUUUGGGAGAACAUUGUACAUGACAUAGAGAAAAAAGAAGUCAUUGGAAAGAUUUAGUACUAUAAUGUGCUGUUAAGGUUGGCUAAAAAAAUAUAAAGAACUGUCGACAGUUCAUAAAAGUUAGUAGCUGUUUAGCAUUCCGUGGCUAACCAACAAUAUCACUGUUUAAUCGAGUGUGUAGAAGUCGGCAGUUAAUUUCAUGGUGUCCAAAUAUUUGCAUACUUUUAGGCCGUUACACAGAAUAUCCUAAUUCGUGCAUACGAACGAGUUCACUUUAACUAUACACUACCAAAAGGAAGCAAUUCAUUUUAGUAGUCGCAGAGAAGGAAAUUAAGUUACAAAGUCAAAGCACAUCUUCAAGUUCAGGAAAUUUUACAGGUUAAACUAGGCCACAAGCUCUCAGAGUGUUCAACCAGUUUGGCAACUUAUCAAUAAUUAAGGGCGGUUCAGUCAACCAUAGUCUUGCAGACUGAUUUAUAAAAAUAACAUAAAAGGAAUGAAAAGACAGCGUGAUUGCUGAAAAAUAAACCGAUCUUUAGCGUGAGAGGCUGUAGAACAAUGAAGUGCGAUUUUAAAGGGGAAGGGUGCUUGUAGAAGUGGGCUAAAGUAAUUUUAUAGUUAUACCUUUCUAACACUUAAGCAUCAUCAAUGAAAUGAAUUUAAAGGAGCUGUGCAAUGAAAUUUAUCAAGUUUCAAACAGUAGGAACUGCUACCAAAUUGAGUUGAAACACAAAAAUAGCCCACUCAAAACAUUACAAUAAGGUAUAAAUAACAAGGCACAUACAAAGGAAGGCACGGAACGGAUUACAAUUGUGGGUUUUUGUAGAUUGUAACGUUUCAUAUAACGCUUGAGAGGUAUAUCAGUUGGACAAGCUGUGAUUUUGUCAUUUUGCAAGUAAUUUCUUCGCUAAAAGUUCCAUAGCGCAUUUGGAAAAAUCAACUAAAUAAGUUCUAUAGGGCCAACCUUUGUUACAAAAAAUAGAAUAAAAUCCAGUAAGAAAAAAAAAAAAAAACGGGCAGAAGAACUAAAAAUACACAAGAACAAUGUCUCCGUUGUUUCUUCUGGCUCUCGAUCCUGAUUAACUGCACAACUAAAAUGAUGCGAUAUAUUUAUUCAGCUUUAAAGGCAAGGCUAUGACACACUAUUGCCAGGCUACCUUUGUAAAAGCGAAAACGUGUCUUCGCACCGAUUGAAUUCCAAAAAUAACGGUGCAGUUUUGCUAUGCAAGACCACAUUUCGAUGCUACAGAUGGCAAGGAUGGACAUGGAUUGUUGCAAAACUCAAAAACAUUACCAUGGCUGGUACCCUUUGUUUGAUACAUGAUAUAUAAAAUCUUCUUAACGCUACAAGCGCAUUUUGUGCAAGGUUUCCGUUUAAGGUACUUAGUACUGACUAAAGCACGGAAUUGACCUAAACCAGCAAUAUCCUAAAGACAUAACCCCUUUAAAUAGGCCGAGGAACGAGACAGAGAAAAGCUUCAUACUGUCACGGAUGUGCAGGAAAGUUUCUGACCUAAUCCAUUGAAUAUAUUUUUCGCAAACAUUUCCCUCUGACAGGCCAAUGAUCAAAGCGACUUCCCAGAGAGCGCUUCAGUAUUUCUCUCUAGUUAUCCUUCUAACCCUGACUCUCUCUCUUUUCAGCUGAACCGAUAUGGCACUAUGAACCUGGCAAAAACGGGAAUCGCUACUUGGAUAGGUAAAUAUUAACAUUCUGCAUGUAGUACGCACCAUUGAGAAUAGACGAUACUCUACUCUUACAUGAUUAGACUUAGUUUCAAAAAUCCGGACUUUAUUUCAGUUUUAUUUGAGCUUCGGGACAGGUUUUCUACAAAUUUCAAGAGAUUUUUUGGGAUUCUGGUGAAUACUUUCCACGUUUUUAUGUUUAUUUGUAAUAAAAAGACUGAAAUUUGGAACAUUUUUAAGAUUUUAUGUUUCUUUGAUACAAAAACCCUUAGCUUCGAAAAGUUUCAUCACAAGCGAUCCUGGAGCCUUUGUCUGCAAAGUGUUGAUGUAAGCUCUUGGUGAAUCAAGCAUUCCUUACAUCUCUGUCAAUCAGUCAAAAUGGCAAAAUUGUCACCACAAGUCACCCACUCCUUCAAGGGAUUUCUAGAAAAAAUUGAAUCGAAUUUUUGGAAAGAUUUUUCGGCCAUUUUUCGUGAUGUUUUGAAGCUAUUAAAGUUCACUCUUCACUAAAGAUAAUCUCAAGAUUAUACGCCACACGCCUCGGGCCCAUCAAUAAAUCUCUAAGCAUCAAACCAACUACUGCAGUUUGUGUAUUUUUAUUCUGAUGAGGGACAUUUUGAACACUUUUUGAAACGUUUUCUCCACAAACAACCCUUCUGAGUCCACUACCAACUCUAGAAAUUCGUUUUUUUCUCUCUUUGCGUUUAAAUUUCAGAUACUCCGACAAUCAGCGAGCCCAGGAUGCCAUCAACGUGACACUGUUCCACUGGGGAAUUCACGGAUGGAUUGUCUACGUAGUGGUUGGCCUCCUUCUUGCCUUUGUAGGUUAUAGAAAAGGCCUUCCCAUGACCGUUCGCUCCUGCUUUUACCCUCUGAUCGGUGACAAGAUCUACGGAUGGAUGGGCGAUGCUGUAGAUAUCUUUUCUGUGGUGUGUACUAUGUUUGGCGUAUGCACCAGUCUUGGUGUUGGAGUCAUGCAAAUGAAUGGUGGCUUCAAGCGUCUAAAUCCGUCGAUUGAUUACUCGGUCAAAAACCAGAUCAUCAUCAUUUGGGCCGUGACGGCGUGUGCCACAGCUUCAGUGGUGAGCGGCUUGAAGAUUGGAAUCCGCCGACUUAGCGAGAUCUGUUUCAGCCUGGGCAUGUUCAUCAUGAUGAUUGGCAUUUUUGCUGAUAACACCUGGCAUGCAUUGAAUGUUUAUGUGCAGAGCAUCGGAUACUACAUUCAGUGGAUCAUCCAGAUUGGUUUUCACACGGAUGCAUUCGCACAAUUGGGAAAUGCACCAGACGGGAAGCAGGCUCAGCGAUGGAUGAAUGACUGGACAAUCUUCUACUGGGGAUGGUGGAUAGCCUGGUCUCCGUUUGUCGGCAUGUUCAUUGCCAAGAUCUCUAAGGGAAGAACCAUCCGACAGUUCAUCCACGGCACAAUGACAGCACCCAUAGUUUACGCAUUCCUGUGGUUUUGUAUUUUUGGAAGUGCCGGCUUGAAAAUGGAGCGAGAUGCUGCCGUUGCCAACAUCACCUGCGAGUCCAUUCUGGGAGGGGCAACUUCGACAAAGUCAUACAAUGGCCUGUACCGUUUAUCCUGCAGAGGGAAGAACGACAUGUGGUUUGAUGUCAUGGAGCAGUACGGCGACCUUGGGAGAUUCCUACAAGUGAUCUCACUCAUCAGUAUCAUUCUUUAUUUCGUCACCAGUUCUGAUAGUGGUUCCCUCGUCAUCGACUGUCUGUCAGCCAAUGGCGACCCAGAACCUCCUGUCUCGCAGCGAGUCUUCUGGGCACUGACAGAGGGCGCUACAGCAACGGCUCUUCUAAAUGCUGGGGGCGAAGAGGGACUUGUAGCACUACAGUCUAUGUCAAUUGCUUCCGGAGUUCCCUACACCAUAUUGUUGUGCAUGAUGUGUGUGGCGUUGUGGCGAGCAGUGAAGAUGGAAGCAGGUGACCUUGAUCCACAUGGCCCACAGUUCACUACCGGUCUUUUAGAUGUCUUAAGCAGCCCAAAUAAAAGUAUGGUCGGGAAAGUCCUCUUGGCCGUUAUUGCACCAUGGUACUCAAUGGGAAAUGCUGCCUACAAACUUGGUGGUAUGAAGAAUAGUCGAUGGGUAUACUGGCUGAUAUCAGCAUUUCCCUUUUACCUAUGGAUCAUUCUGAUGACACUGGAACCCGUGGUAGAUGCCAUAUCCUAUGUUGCUUGGACUGUGCUUUUCAUAUUUUUCGCCUACGGAACAUCCAUCCGGUAUAGCAUGCGCCUAAAGUACAACAUCUAUGGCAACGCAGCGGAGGAUUUCUUCGCAGUGAUGCUCUUGUACCCGUUUGCAGCCUUCCAGAUGGAACACCACAUGGAACACGACUACGAUUUAGCCAAACGCAACUACCACGCAGAGCCGCCAGUGAAUCACCACUAUGCUGUGGACGGCAAAAGGCACCUACCGGAAAAUGGAUAUGGAACGCCAACAAUAUCCAUGCACGAUCUCUCUUCGCGUGGCGGUCAUUUAAACCCUGGAGCGGAUGGUGAUAUCACCACGUCAGGAGAUUCGUACUGGAAGAAAACUGAAAUCAUUUAAGCUAAAAGAUUUAGGGAUUGUAGUUAAUUUUGGUAUCCAGAACUUAUUUACUGGCUGGGUUAAUUUUAUAAUCGAAAUUUGUUUAGGAUACAAG
This is a messenger RNA of Porites lobata, 5251 nucleotides long. NCBI's taxonomy places the organism in Eukaryota, Metazoa, Cnidaria, Anthozoa, Scleractinia, Poritidae. The record is from the annotation of a GenBank genome assembly.